AUGUCAUUUAAGAACGCAUACGACCGUAAACCAAGCAGAUAUCUCAUAAAAGAAGUCCGAGGGAUCAACUGUUCCUUUUGCGACAAGGCUCUAACAACAACAAACAAAUUCAUAGCCAUGCCGUAUCAGAAGUGGCACUUUUACGACGACUUUGCUUCUGAAGGGUCUUCGGCGCUCCCCUUGACGCUGGACUUGGCGAUCACUCAUUCCAUUUGCAACAAUUCCGUCGCAAAAGUAAAGCAACUUCUCGCUGACGGGAUUCUCGCCAAAACCCGUCACGGAAGUCAGGCCCUGCGUUUAGCCGCUCAGCAUGGGAAUGAAGUAAUUGUAUGGCUCCUAAUACAUCACAAGUUUGACUUGAACGAAAAGGAUGCUGUCGACAACGGAAAGACUGCACUUCAUUAUGCUGCUGAAGCCGGCCACACGCCAGUUGUUGAGAUGCUUUUAAAGGCCGGAUCGGACCCAUUUGUGGAACGUACGGAUUCAAGGUCGUCGAUCUCCCUAGCAGCUGAGCAUGGUCACUCUUCAACUGUCCGAACUCUGUGCGAAGCAUAUCGGGAACGGGGACGUUAUCAUAUGGAACACCUACAUCGUUCCUGGAUCACUGCAGCCGAGCAUGGCCACUCUGAGUGCCUGAGGGCAUUGACUUCUAGUUUUGAAGAGGCUCACGCUGAAGACUGCAUUCUCUCUUCGGAAACACUAGCUGGAUGGAUUUUUGAAGGAAUCGAGACUGCCAUUGAGAAAAACACGCAGGAGUCUAUUCAAGAGAUCACGAGUCACGCUUGGAGACCUUCAUCCUUACCAAACCAGCUACGAUCUGACGCAGCAAUAAGAAUUAUUCAGUGGGUUUGGUGGUCGGUCAAGAACAGCUCUCUAAGCCACCUCACUUUGUCGAUCCCUUGGCUUGAGCACGAGUCGCUUUCUACACACCUGUCACCUCAUGGAGGACUCUCUGAUGGAGUCAUCAGUGACCUGAGCAGCACCCUUCUCGAGGAAUGGCAUGAGAAAAAUCGCUACUACCGCCUUGGACUUGGUGAAAUUUUGGAGACAAUUGAACCUGGUCAUCUCCAAAGACUUCUGAAGCAACACCCGGAAUUCAUACAACAUCAGUACCUGGACCUUGCUAGGCGUAGACGUCAAGGUUGCUUGAUGUACUUCCUACAGAAGGGGUUAAACCCCCAUCCGAACACUCUCCAGGUCCUGGCCAGAUUUAGUCACCACGAUGGACUGGGCAGCCUUGUCGAGCAGUUCUCGUCUCAUUUCCCGGAGAAUGACAAGACUAAUGCGCUCAUUUGCGCUGUCAAGGCGCGCAACGAAGACUGUAUCAAUGCAUUCAUCAAAGUUCGGGCUCUUCCGGCCUCCACCUCUGUCGCAGCUGACAAACUGUUAUUGGCAUGUGUCGAAAAAGAGAACUGGGCUCUCAUUGAAGAAUUACGCAAUGGGCCAGCGACAUUGUUUUCUGCUGCUGGUAUAGCCGAUGCAGGGUCUGUGGCAGACGGACUGUUAUUGAAAUAUGUGAAAGGAACGAAAUUAGGAAGGGAUUAUUAUGAUUACACCCCUGCAUUACGAAGGCGGCAUCAUGAGAAUCAUACUCCUGAAUUGAUCAGUAGGGGAGCGGCAUGGUUUUCUGCCUAUGGUAUAGCCGCCGCGAAGGCUGCUGCGACGGACCGCAAAGAAGCGUUAGAGCUUCUCGAAGCUCAUUUUCCUUCAACAAACGCGGUGGAGACAUCACCUAGUUUGACGGUUUCGGUCCAAGCCACAGCGUACGGAGUCGGGAUAAGCCAUCAGCACAAGGCCUCAUUUGUCAAUGGAAUAAGUGAAAAAGAUAGGGAGUACAAAUUCGGGGCCAGUCUAUGA
Molecule: messenger RNA, 1857 nt
Organism: Cladophialophora psammophila CBS 110553
Lineage: Eukaryota; Fungi; Ascomycota; Eurotiomycetes; Chaetothyriales; Herpotrichiellaceae
Exons: 2
Coding region: 1-1857 (618 amino acids)
Molecular function (GO): protein binding
Source: RefSeq, a predicted model, not a curated record